AUGCACAACAUAGGCCAUAAAUAUUCAUACGCACCGUAAAGAAAACGUUUGAAAUGAAUAUCCUGUGAACUGGCCAGUAGGGAGCCUCCAGAUGAGGAGUAGGAGGAGGAGCCUCCAGAUGAGGAGUGGGAGGAGCCUCCAGAUGAGGAGUUGGAGGAGGAGCCUCCAGAUGAGGAGUGGGAGGAGCCUCCAGAUGAGGAGUUGGAGGAGCCUCCACAUCAGGAGUAGGAGGAGCCUCCAGAUGAGGAGUAGGAGGAGCCUCCAGAUGAGGAGUAGGAGGAGGAGCCUCCAGAUGAGGAGUAGGAGGAGGAGCCUCCAGAUGAGGAGAAGGAGGAGCCUCCAGAUGAGGAGUAGGAGGAGGAGCCUCCAGAUGAGGAGUAGGAGGAGCCUCCAGAUGAGGAGUAGGAGGAGCCUCCAAAUGAGGAGUAGGAGGAGCCUCCAGAUGAGGAGUAGGAGGAGCCUCCAGAUGAGGAGUAGGAGGAGCCUAAAUAUGAGGAGUAGGAGGAGCUGCACCGUGGCACCAGGAGGUCACUGAGGUCUGGACGUCCUGCUGGAGGAGGAGGUUAUUAUUGUGACCACACAGUCGCACACGCCCACAGACACACACUUCCUCCAGUGGAAUGUGUAGUAACUGGUUGAGCACUGUAGUACAGAUGGCCAGCAGUACCCAGACAAAAGUUGCUCUAUUUUCAAACUAUUGUGAUACUGUGUGUGUGUGCGUGUGUGCGUGUGCGUGUGCGUGUGCGUGUGCGUUUGCGUGUGUCACAAACACCCUGCAUUCUUUGGGUUUCUAUGUUUUGGCCAUUCAUUAUGACAAUCAUUUCCCACCAUCAGCCCCAACCAGUCAUACAGGUUGUGGGCGUCGCAGAGACACACAAUCCAGGUGAGAGAGAGACACUCCAGGUGAGAGAGAGACACUCCAGGUGAGAGAGAGAGACACGCUCCAGGUGAGAGAGAGAGACACUCCAGGUGAGAGAGAGAGACACACUCCAGGUGAGAGAGAGAGACACGCUCCAGGUGAGAGAGAGAGACACUCCAGAUGAGAGAGAGACACACAGAAAGAGGUGGAGAGAGAGAGGCGUACACACACACGCAGUGAAAAAAAAAGAGAGAACGUGAUUGACGGGGAGAGAGAGGGGAAGCCAGAGUUAGAGCGAGUGAGAUAAAGGUAGAGAGAGAGAGAGAGAGAGAGAGAGAGAGAGAGAGAUCAAAAAAGGGGAAACAGGAACAAGCAGGUAAACGUUCCAAAGUUCACCUGGUCCCGCCCCGAGCCAGCACACCUGAGGCGAGGUGUGGGUGAGGCGGGGCUGAGGAGUGAGUGAGCUGUUGGCCGGGUACGUCUCACACGGCGGUUGGAUCGUCUCCAUGGAACACCCGUUUGUCGCCCUGAGGACCUGUGUGCAGCCGGCAGCAGACCCACGAGGACUUAACGUGGAGUACCUCCCCCUCCUGAAGCACACAGACCCAGAGACCGGCGCCGGGUCUGGACCGGGACCAGCGCUGAGAGGAUGAGGUUCCUGAGGAGCCUCCUCUGUGUGCUGUGGUGCUACGGUUCCCGCGGUGACGGCAGCCCUGCCGUCGGUGACGGCAGCCCUGCCGUCGGUGACAAGAUGCCCUACUUUGUCUCUAGAAACUUCUACAACGUGCUGCACUGGAACCAUACGGAGGAGGACGAAGGGCUGCUUUACUCCGUCAGGACCCGGAGCACGGUGGACGGGGCGCCGCUGCUGCGCAAGAGCGGCUGUCAGAACAUCAGCGCCCGGUCAUGUGACCUGACGGCGGACACGCCCCCGCUGCCCGGUGUGGAGUACCACGCCCUGCUGUACGCCAACGGGCGCUUCCUGGAGAAGAGCGUCCGCUUCAACCCCGUCGCCGACACGGUUCUGGGGCCCCCCCUGCUGUCCCUGAGGGUCUCUGGCUCCUCCCUCCACCUGAAUGUGACCCUUCCCCCGGGGCCCGGGGGCGUGGCCCUCCAGGACCUGCUGAAGGGCAGCCGGACCCGCAGCACAACGGACCCCGUGGUGGGGUACACCCUGACGGUCACCCACCCCGACUGGGCUGCCCUGGUCAACGACAGCCUCACGGGGCGCUACGUGGUGCAGCUGAAGAACAACGACACGCGGUACUGCGGCCACGUGGUGUACAAACCCAACUUCCUGUUCGGACGGCCGCCCAGCGACCCCAAGACCUUCUGCGUCCGCAUGCCAAGAGGUCGAUGGGCGGAGGUGCCCUGGGUCCUCCUGGCAGGGGGUCUAGUCCUGGUCCUGGGGUCCUGACCUCCCUCCUGGUCUACCUCUACACCCACCCCCGGAAGAAGCCCCGCCUACCUUCCUCCAUGGGGUCCUGGGGCCCCCCCCCUGGCCCAGACUCCUGGCCCCCUCCGACCUGGUCUGCUCCGUCCCGGAGGUCGGGCCCUGUGCACCCCGACCGGUCCCCCCCUGCUGGCCGCGACCCCCCCGGGGGGGUACUCCCCCCAGGGGGACCCCUGUGAGGACGACG
Messenger RNA from Gadus macrocephalus (Pacific cod), 2499 nucleotides. It is a transcript of the gene ifnlr1, whose product is annotated as interferon lambda receptor 1. The transcript is spliced from 8 exons. Gene Ontology annotation, molecular function: protein binding. The record is from RefSeq and is a predicted model, not a curated record. The coding region runs from base 1509 to 2276 and encodes 255 amino acids. NCBI's taxonomy places the organism in Eukaryota, Metazoa, Chordata, Actinopteri, Gadiformes, Gadidae.